Molecule: messenger RNA, 1833 nt
Organism: Penicillium olsonii
Lineage: Eukaryota; Fungi; Ascomycota; Eurotiomycetes; Eurotiales; Aspergillaceae
Source: the annotation of a GenBank genome assembly
AUGGAUUCCCCCGCCAAACGACGGAAGACCAGCGAGACCACUGGGGCUCCUGUGGUCCCAGACCUCUCGCAGGAUGGAUCGCGCCGAAGGCGACCGUCAUACCAAUCCCCAACGAGAGCUAGUCUUGCACGAUCGAACCCGGAUGCACUCGAGCGCGCGCUCAGCAGGUCUCCCAGCCGACAACCGAUAAGCAAAGAGGACCAGCCAAAAGACCCUAGGGUACUUGGACUACGCGAUCGCAAAGCAUUGAGACCCUCGCUCAGUGCCUCUGCCAGUCCGCUCACCCGGCCUAGACAGUCCGAAGGCCCGGAAAGUUCACCAAGCAGGCGCGCAAAGGGAAUACAAGCAUUUUCAAAACCCCCGCGCAGGAUUUCAAAGAGGAUCUUACCAGGAGAUCUGGUGUUCGGGUCGCCACUUGCACCCCCACCAAACCCCGAGUCCAAUACUCCUGAAGGCCAAUUGGCUUCGGAGCUAGACAGUGCCACAGCAGAUCUGGGACUGGACAUGGGACCCGAUCCUGGAUUCAUGGAAGAUGACGAUGAUGAGCCUGAGCUACCUCCUACUCCAACCCAGCUGGGGCUAGAAAAGGCCCCGGACCGACCCAGAGGACUGAGCAGCAGCCCGAGUAUGCGCCCAGAGAAACGAUCAAGACGACGGCUUCACAACCCAUUGCACGAAAGCCCUCUGAAAGCGGUGAAUUUUCAGUCACCUCCGUCAGAGGACCAAAACUCGGAGUCUUCAUAUCCUGCUGGGUUCUCUGCGGCAGUUCAAGAGAAGCAGGCUUCCCGCAAGAAGCUUGCCGCAGAAUUGCGGCAACUCAAGAAAGAAGUCGGGGAGCUGGAAUCAUGGGCCCACAAAGUCGAAACCAAUCCUGACUUGAAAGGCGACACCAGAGGGCUUGAUCGAUUUUUGUCUUUACUUACAUCCGGAGAGGCAAACCGCACGAACCAACCAAUACAGCAGAAAGCCCCUAGGCCUAUGUCCUCCCUCCUUGCAACCCUACUCCCAUUCUCUGCCAGGACAAUCCAGCCAAAGCGGCAGACAUCACCAUUACCGACAAACCCGUUUGCCUUGCAAGAAAAGUCCCAAACACUCCCGUACUUAACGAUAUUCGCGCCGCUGAAACUCAAAACACGUACAACUCGAUCGUCACACAUGGACGAGUUGUCCGAAACGCAUACCCUGAUCUUCUCUCCCCCUGCCCCAUUUCCAUCCAGCCUCUACAACGUGACUGUUGUCUACGAGGCAGACCCCGAGACUCAAUGCUUGACAUCCCUAUCAGUGCCCACUGGUGGCGACAGCAAAAAAAGAAAAGUCCCCGAACCUCUCCGCCGGUGGAUCGACACACGCUUAGAGAACCCAGUUCUCAGACUCGAUGUAGCAACUCUUUGCUGGGGCAUCAACCGCUACUGGGAAAGCGCAGUUGCGCGUGCCCGAUUGUGGGCACACAUUGAUCAUAAGUACGGUCCUCGAGCGUCACAGGGCGGAAAUGAUGCACCGGCAAAUGAGGGGAACAUCACACUAUCCGAACUAAGACGAUUGACUCCUCAUCUUGAUCGAAGUUCUAUGGUUCUUAAAUCUAAGAGCUCUGCUUCUGGUCCUCGGGUUAUAGUUUCGAACGCCUUGGUGUUGGAUGAAUGGUCUGGGGAACCUCAACUACGACCUGAGAUCAGUGUCUCGGUUCCUGGGGCGGAUAGAAAGGUCGAUCAUGAGACGAAGAAGCUCUUCCAUGCGCUGCUGCAUGAAGACCAUGACAUGUCUGGAAUGGAGGGUGUUCGUGUUGAUGCGAUUUUGAGGGCAACGGAGGGUGCGCUGGGUGCUUUGUUUGGUUGA